Molecule: messenger RNA, 2815 nt
Organism: Cynoglossus semilaevis (tongue sole)
Lineage: Eukaryota; Metazoa; Chordata; Actinopteri; Pleuronectiformes; Cynoglossidae
Product: pyruvate dehydrogenase (acetyl-transferring) kinase isozyme 2, mitochondrial-like
Exons: 11
Coding region: 123-1367 (414 amino acids)
Biological process (GO): protein phosphorylation; regulation of glucose metabolic process
Cellular component (GO): mitochondrion
Molecular function (GO): pyruvate dehydrogenase (acetyl-transferring) kinase activity
Source: RefSeq, a predicted model, not a curated record
GGGCUCAAUAACAAAGUUCAGAUUGUCAGUAAACUGUUAUAACUACGGGACUAAACAUUUAAUUUCCGUGAAGCUACGAUACUUUAAGUCGAUAAAGAGUAGAUUUUACUGACCUGUCGAAGAUGACGAGUCGAAUGAAGCUGGUCCGCUCCCUGGUCAAGACUGCUGCUCUGGCCACUGUGCCCAAACACAUCGAGCACUUCUCCAAGUUCUCUCCUUCUCCUCUGUCCAUGAAGCAGUUCCUGGACUUUGGCUCCACCAACGCCUGCGAGCGCACGUCCUUCGUCUUCCUCCGUCAGGAGCUGCCCGUCCGUUUGUCCAACAUCAUGAAGGAGAUCAACCUGCUGCCAAACCGACUGCUGGCCACGCCCUCCGUCCAGCUGGUCCAGACAUGGUACAUCCAGAGUCUGAUGGAGAUCCUGGAGUUCCUGGACAAGAACCCUGAGGACCAGAGAGUCCUGGAGACGUUUGUGGAGGUCUUGGAGACCAUCAGAAACAGGCACAACGAGGUGGUCCCGACCAUGGCCCAGGGGAUCAUCGAGUUCAAGGACGCGUUUGGGCAGCAGGACCCCGUUACCGACCACAACAUCCAGUACUUCCUGGACCGAUUCUACACCAGCCGCAUCUCAAUACGCAUGGUCAUCAACCAGCACAGUAUGGUCUUCCACGGCAACUCCACCCCCACCCCCCCCCACACCAUCGGCUGCAUCGACUCCAUGUGUGACGUGACGGAAAUCGUACGAGAUGCCUAUGAGAGCGCCAAGCUGCUGUGUGAGCAGUAUUACCUGGGAGCUCCUGAGCUGGAGCUGAGGCAGAUCAAUGCCAACAGUGCCAGAGAACCUAUCCAGAUAUCGUACAUCCCAUCUCACCUGUACCACAUGGUCUUUGAACUCUUCAAGAACUCCAUGAGAGCCACAUUAGAGAACCACGAGGCCAGCAGUCACCUGCCGCCCAUCAAAGUCAUGGUCGCUCUGGGGGGAGAGGACCUGUCAAUCAAAAUGAGUGACAGAGGAGGUGGCGUCCCCUUCAGGAAGACGGAGCGUCUGUUCAGCUACAUGUACUCCACAGCCCCCAGACCCAGCUACGGAGAAAAACACAGAGCUCCACUGGCAGGGUUUGGCUACGGUUUGCCCAUCUCUCGACUCUACGCUCGUUACUUCCAGGGGGAUUUACAGCUGUACUCCAUGGAGGGGUGCGGCACGGACGCCAUCAUUCACCUGAAGGCCUUGUCCACAGACUCGGUGGAGAGGUUGCCGGUUUUUAACAAGACAGCUCUGCGUCACUACAAGUUGAGUUUGGAGGCAGAUGAUUGGUGCACGCCCUCCAAGGAGCCACUGGACAUGGCCGUCUACCGCAUGGCCAAGUGACUCGGCCGUGGUGGUGGUGUUUAAACGUUGCGUGAACGUGAUUACGAGUAAUUCAUGAGGUGUCCACAAACUGACCUGUGAAGGAAUGACACGGUGGGACCAAAACUGUGGUCCAGGGCCGGUCCGAGGUCCGGAGAAGAGACAGCAGGCCCCGAAUCACUGUCCUGACUGUGACGGAGUCUUCUUGAUUAAGAGAACGUCCCUCCUGUGUUCUUCACAAGUCUGCUGCUGAAGAGGAAGAGGAAGAAGAAGGUGGACGUGAGUCUGAAUUAACAAGACGGUCAGAGAGAGAGAGAGAGAGAGAAGAUUCAGAAGAACAAAAGACGACGGACAUUUCUGACCAACAUCAGCUUCGAUCGCUCCUCACAGGUGUGAAUUUAGCUUCUAACGUCCUGACGUGGAGUUAGAGAAUCAGAGAGAAAAACACGAUGUAACAAAUAUGUCAAAUAUCAGCUGGAGAUUUUUUCAUUAGCCGUUGAGACCAUGGAGAAAUCAAUACUCACAUCUCUGCAAGAUAUGAAAAAAAGUCAAAGUUACUGUAGCUCCCAACAAAGUGAUGAAAAAAAAAACAAUGAACACAGAGAGAAGAAGAAAUGGUUUCAUCAGAGAAUUUGUCUGAAUUGUCAAUGUUUUCUUUUAUAAACUGAAGAUCUUGCAGAGAUGAAGUUUUGUUCCUCCUCGUCUCAUUUUGUCCUAACGAAGAGCAAAGUAGAAAAAAGUUUUAUCGUCUCUUUUUUUUGUCCUUAAUGCUGUUUUUUUCUGCUUAUUUUAUUUUUUUGCCUAAAGAAAUUCUGUGCCAGAAAACGCACCAAGUCCUGAUACUGUACACACUGAAGGACCAGACAACAGUACACAAAAAAUACACACACACACACACACACACAUCUUCACCUAACUGUCCUUUCACAACAGUUACCUCAACAACAGCUGUGGAAAAUGGUGGGGAGGAGAAGGGGGGGGGGUAAGAGGGUAUCUUGGAAUAAUGACACGAUGUUUUUUUCCAAUGUUUCCGUUGUGAGUCUGUCACUCAGUCGACGUGUCGUCGUUUUUACUCAGGUUUAUCUUAAGAUGCAGGUAAACACACAUUCUGCUGCUACAGUAGGGUUAGGGAUUAACAGGUGUGUGUGUGUGUAGGUGUGUGUGUGUGUCUUAUCCACAGCCACAACUUGAUUAUUCAUCUUGGGUUAAAGUUUGGUUUUGUUGAAUCAAUGAAAUCUUAUCUGUUGUGAUUUUACUGUGAAUUCUAUAUGACAUACUGCAUGUACCUGUACAUAUAUAUACAUAUAUAUAUAUAUAUAAUAUGUGUAUACAGUAUAUAAAGGAGACCAGGACACUGUGUAUUUGUAUGAAGUGCCUGAAUUUGAUUGUGAAAUUUCUGUUUAUUCUGAAUUUCUAUAUUUUUAUAAAGACGGGUUUGAAAAUGAUAAUUAAAAAAAUGUGGAAAAUAA